CCCAGCGCUCACUUUCUCCGCCCUCACCAACGACAUCCAUUCCGCAAGUAUGGCUGCCGUUCAGAGCGUCCAGUGCUUCGGCAAGAAGAAGACUGCCACCGCAGUCGCACACUGCAAGCAGGGCAAGGGCUUGAUCAAGGUCAACGGCAAGCCGCUCUCGCUCGUCGAGCCACAGGUCUUGCGCUUCAAGGUCUACGAGCCAAUCCUCCUUCUCGGUCUCGACAAGUUCGCCGACGUCGAUAUCCGUGUCCGCGUCCGUGGUGGUGGUCACACCUCCCAGGUCUAUGCCAUCCGUCAAGCCAUCGCCAAGAGCAUCAUCGCAUACUACCAGAAGUACAUCGAUGAGCACUCCAAGAACCAGCUGAAGCAGGCUCUUGUUGCUUACGACCGUACCCUCCUCGUCGCUGACAACAGACGAUGCGAGCCAAAGAAGUUCGGUGGUCCAGGUGCUCGUGCCCGCUACCAGAAGUCUUACCGUUAAAUGGCGGUCACAAUUUAUGCCAAUAUGGGAAAAAGCGAUGGCGUUGUACUGCAGUAGAUCGGAAUCUGCGCUGCUGGGUUUGCUGCAUGGCUUUAGGCGCAUAUGGAGGGAUACCCUCCGGCUUGAUGGCUUCUGUGGACGCUGAAGUGGCAGCAGUAGCAUGAGUGAAAUGCUCAUAGAGAGUCGGCUUAAGCGAAUCGAAUGACAUUCCAUCCAACCAUCAAUUGCUUCAUGCAUUAAGCUUAUUCAACUUCUGUGCAGCCUUGAUGAAUAUUGUGAAUAACAACGCCAACCCACCCAUAUACGCUGCUGUUCUGACCUUUGCUAUGCCCGCAGUCUCGGCAGCAAUAUAGUACCGAUUAUAGAAGAUCCGACUAACCAAAUAUCCCAAAGUCAAGCCAUUGAGAGUCAACGGGUCUAAACCAGCAAAGCUACCGGCGGUGACAGCUGCAGCAAAUAGUCCAAAGUUUUCGAAACCAUUGGCACACGCUGCUUCAGCACGACGAAUACGUCCUCUUUUGGACUCGUCUAGUUUCGUGUUGGCUGCGACUUUCCCCUGGAAAUCCCGGGGGACUCUGGUAUCGAAUUUCUCGCUGGUCUCGGCCUCGAAAAGCUUCAAGGCGAAAAUCCGCGGAUAGAUGGAGAUGGCCCAGAAUGCGGGAAUUGUGUAGAGGGCGAUGUUGUCUCGUCGCAGGUCGGGGAGGUAAAAGACCAUGAUGUGGGAUGAGUACUACAGGUAUGAAUGGUCUUGGAGCCGCUCGUCCUGGUGGGAUAUUGCUGUUCUUGCUAUUGCUGCUGGUGGAUAAGAAUACUGCUGUUGUUGUUAUCUGAGUGAUGUCAAAGACGCAUGGUGCGCUACGUGGGAAAUCUGGCGAUUGGUCAACGGAAGGUCGA
Messenger RNA from Pseudocercospora fijiensis CIRAD86, 1375 nucleotides. RefSeq lists its product as uncharacterized. Gene Ontology annotation, molecular function: structural constituent of ribosome; RNA binding. Gene Ontology annotation, cellular component: ribosome; cytosolic small ribosomal subunit. Gene Ontology annotation, biological process: translation; maturation of SSU-rRNA from tricistronic rRNA transcript (SSU-rRNA, 5.8S rRNA, LSU-rRNA). NCBI's taxonomy places the organism in Eukaryota, Fungi, Ascomycota, Dothideomycetes, Mycosphaerellales, Mycosphaerellaceae. Bases 50 to 481 code for a protein of 143 amino acids. The transcript has 4 exons. The record is from RefSeq and is a predicted model, not a curated record.